AUGGGGCUGCUCGCUUUGGGAACCCCGCUGGAAUGGCCAGAGGCCAAAAAGGUCGCCAGCAAAGUCCGCUCCUGGGGCAUCGAACAACUCCUAGCUAUUUGGGGAAACGCCAAGGGCAAAGAGAGGGCAGCACUGCUCUGGGGUGACGAGAUCGAAUAUCUCGUCGUGUGUUACGAUGAGCAGAACCGCAAGGUCCGCCUGUCGCUGCGACAGGCUGACAUUCUAGCGGCGCUAGCAAACGACGAAAAGCUACUGCAAGAAGGCGGCGGCGUCCCUGAAGUACAGAGAGGCUCAGCAAAGGAGGGCGAGACCGCCCCUGUCUUCCAUCCCGAGUUUGGACGCUUCAUGUUGGAAGCUACCCCUGGAAAGCCAUGGGGUAUCGGGUUCAAAGAUCUUUUAGACGUUGAGCCUAACAUGAAGUGGAGACGAAUGAUAGCCAAGGACCACAUGGAAGCGACUGAGUAUCCGAUCACACUAACCACCUUUCCCCGGCUUGGCUCGCCUGACUGCAUCGUGCCGGCAUACCCUGCUUCCGGCCCGAAGCUUCGAUCUCAGUAUGUGCCCGAUGAGAUCGCUAACCCGCAUAUCCGCUUUCCGACCUUGGCAGCCAACAUCCGCUGGCGAAGAGGCAGGAAAGUCGAGAUCAAUGUGCCAGUCUUCAGAGACGAAAAGACACAGUGGCCAUUCAAGGACCCUACUGUGAAUUAUGAUCUCCACCGAUGGCCUGAAGAUGACGAUGUUCGCAACGGUGCUGCCAAAGACAACCACAUCUAUAUGGAUGCCAUGGCUUUUGGAAUGGGAAGUUGUUGCUUGCAAAUCACAUUCCAGGCCAAAAACAUUCAGGAGGGACGUACGAUGUACGAUCAGCUCAGUCCUCUUGGCCCUAUUUUACUCGCGUUGACAGCGGCGACACCAAUCUACAAAGGGUUCCUGGCUGACACUGAUGUUCGAUGGAACCAGAUUAGCAGAGCAGUGGAUGAUCGAACCCCAGAAGAACUUGGAGAGAAGCCUCUCCAGAAUGACAGAUGGCGUCUACCCAAGUCUCGCUACGCCUCCAACUCAACAUACAUAUCACAGGACCCACGUCUACGGCGCGAAUACCUUGACCCUGACCUUGUAGUUGACGAAGAUAUCAAGCAGCGCCUAGUAGAAGGUGGCAUGGACGAUCUUCUUGCCACUCACUUUGCGCACCUGUUCAUCCGUGAUCCAAUCGUGGUCUUCGCCGAAGAUCUCGAGACUCUGGACCUCUCCAAGGCUGAUCAUUUCGAGAACCUCCAGUCCACCAACUGGCAGCACAUGCGGUUCAAGCCUCCGCCACCAAACACCGACAUGGGAUGGCGCGUCGAAUUCCGCCCGAUGGAGAUCCAAAUAACCGACUUCGAAAAUGCCGCAUUCAGCAUCUUCAUCGUUCUCAUCACGCGAGCAAUUCUAAGCUUCAACCUAAACUUCUACCUGCCGAUCCAGCGGGUUUCUGAGAACAUGGAAACCGCCCACAAGCGUGAUGCACUGUCAGCAGACAAGUUCUGGUUCCGCAAGAACCCCUUCGGUUCGCACUCGCACUCUACCGGCACGUCCACUCCCGCCGAAGGUAGCAGGCCGCCCACGCCCGUCGGCCCCGUCGAAGACGAAUACGAACUGAUGACCAUCAACGAGGUCAUCAAUGGACAGCAGUCCGCCGAGGGCAAAGACUGCUUCCCCGGACUGAUCCCUUUGGUGGAAAGUUACCUCGACAGCAUGAAUGUCGAUGUCGAGACGCGCUGCGAUCUCGCACGUUAUCUGGAUCUGAUCCGCAAGCGUGCGGAUGGAACGUACUGGACUGCAGCGAAGUGGAUACGGCAUUUUGUGCAGACACAUCCGAAGUACGAGAAGGAUAGUGUGGUCGGCGAUGAGAUUACGUAUGAUCUUGUCAAGGCGACGGAGCAGAUUACAAGAGAGGAGGGCAGAGAUGGACUGGGGAAGGAGAUGUUGGGGAAGAGGCGCUGA
Paraphaeosphaeria sporulosa is the source of this 1983-nucleotide messenger RNA. RefSeq names its product glutamate-cysteine ligase Gcs1. Gene Ontology annotation, molecular function: glutamate-cysteine ligase activity. NCBI's taxonomy places the organism in Eukaryota, Fungi, Ascomycota, Dothideomycetes, Pleosporales, Didymosphaeriaceae. Gene Ontology annotation, biological process: glutathione biosynthetic process. The transcript is spliced from 7 exons. Gene Ontology annotation, cellular component: glutamate-cysteine ligase complex. The record is from RefSeq and is a predicted model, not a curated record. Bases 1 to 1983 code for a protein of 660 amino acids.